AUGGCCGCUGUUCUGUCCCUCCCCCGCGUAAUCCACUACCACCACCACCACCAUCUCGAUGCCACGCUGGCCCGUGACGACGACGACGACAACCACAACCACAACGUCAACAACAAUGACAACCACAACCACAACAACGACAACAACAAUGACAACAAUGAAAACAAUGACAACAACGAUGACUUUCCUGCGCUCUCGCUGCUGCCGCUGGACUCGCUGUACCCGGCACACCAACUGAGCACUUCGCACACCCAAACCACCAGCACCUUGACCAAGAGCUCCCUCGAACGCCUCCCCGUCGAAAUCGUCAACCAGAUCCUCUCCCACCUCGUCCACCCCCGCUCGCGCCUGCCCGGCCUCACCGAGGCCCAGAGCGCCCACGACUUCCCGCGCCAGACCAAGCUCGAGAUCAAGAACCGCGAAGACCUGACCACGCUGCCGGACGCACGCCGCUGGGCCGCCGACAUCUUCGACUUCAACACCCUGCGCCAUCCCUUCCACGUCCUCUCGCUGACCUCGCGACGCCUCCAUGGCCUCGUCGAAAGCUACUGCGGCCACCUGGUGCGGACGUGCAACAUGUUCAACCUGCCCUUUGCCCACUUCGACACGCACGGCGCGGCCUGCGUGUAUCCCGACCUGAGCCACAUCGUGUACCGCCGACUGUGGCUGCAGCACGCGCCGAGACUCUGCAUAUACUGCCACGUCGGGCUGGACUGUUACCCGUUUCCCGUAGUGAAGCGUUUAAUCGCCGCAUGCGAGGAUUGUUUCUACAGACAAACCUUGACCGUCGACGAAGUAGAGCGCCAAUACCACCUCAGCAUCCCCACGCUCCUCAACUCGCCCGUCAUCCGCGGACCCGGCCCCGGCUCGGCCUGGGUCCUGCGCAUCGACGUCGAAGCCAUGGCCCUGCGUCUCUACGGCACCCGUGCCUUCCACGCCGCCCACGCGGACCAGCUCGGCAAGCCCUGCACCAUAUGCGCCAUCACGCGCUUCACGCCGGCUUUUGCUGCUAGCACUCGGAGCGAGCGCGGGCUCAGAAGGGGCACUACCCGGCCUGUGAGGAGGGUCAUGAGUCAGAAGAGGAGGGGCGUCAAGAGGGUCACUCGGUUUACCUGA
Ascochyta rabiei is the source of this 1116-nucleotide messenger RNA. RefSeq lists its product as uncharacterized. The coding region runs from base 1 to 1116 and encodes 371 amino acids. The record is from RefSeq and is a predicted model, not a curated record. NCBI's taxonomy places the organism in Eukaryota, Fungi, Ascomycota, Dothideomycetes, Pleosporales, Didymellaceae. The transcript has 2 exons.